AUGCAGCAGCAGGUUUCUGGAGAGGGGGCCCCCGGGGGGGCCCCCGAGGUGGCCCCCGCAUUCCCGCAGGAAGCCCAGGCAGCAGACGCAAGAGGGGGUUCAGAAGACUCUCCAGAGCAGCAGCAGCAGCAGCAGCAGCAGCAGCAGGAGUUUCCUGAGGGGCCUCUGCCCACGGUGGUGCCUCCCCACCACGUCUCUGCGGAAGACAGGUCUCACGACAGCACGGGGUUUUCUCCUGCUGCUGCAACAGAAUCUCCAGCAGCAGAAGCAGCAGCAGCCAAAAAUAAAGCAGCAGCAACACAGGCUGCCCCCGCCACAGGCUUCAAGGGGGCCCUCAGGCACUUCGGGGCCCACUACAAAGCAGGAGCAGAAGAGCAGCAGGAGGGGCCCCCAGAUGCAGCAGCAGCAGCAGCAAGCGACAACCCUUUCGGGGUGACUCCUGAGCAGCUCGUAG
Eimeria tenella is the source of this 454-nucleotide messenger RNA. RefSeq lists its product as uncharacterized. The record is from RefSeq and is a predicted model, not a curated record. Lineage: Eukaryota; Apicomplexa; Conoidasida; Eucoccidiorida; Eimeriidae. The transcript has a single exon. The annotation marks the transcript as partial.